Messenger RNA from Lingula anatina, 1161 nucleotides. RefSeq names its product transmembrane protein 70 homolog, mitochondrial-like. Lineage: Eukaryota; Metazoa; Brachiopoda; Lingulata; Lingulida; Lingulidae. The record is from RefSeq and is a predicted model, not a curated record.
AUCCGGUCACGUGAUUUUCCCGUGUUGCAGUCUUUGAGAAGUUUCAGUUCAGGGUGUUUGAAGUUUUGCCUCGACAAAAUGCUCAAAAAUGUCAGGGAAGUACUGGUUUCCCUUGAUGAUGAAGACAAGGUAACCACUCUGUUGACCAUAUGUUUUAAUAAGAUGCUGAAAACUUUCACUAGUAAAGUUGGAUAUUUUAGUUCAGUGGCGUUACAGUGCAGAUUUGUGAACACCCCUACAAGGUAUGGCAGGUUACUUGAGAGACAUUCCACAAAUUUUGGUAUUGAUUUCCAAUCAAGAGCCUUGUUGUGCCCAAAUCGGAAACUGUUCUCAAGAACUUUAACAACUGCGCCGAAGGACCGGACAAAUGCCCAGCAAUGCAACCAUUUCUGUUCGUCUCAACCAGCAAACAAGGACUUGUUGCAGGGACCUGUUGUUUAUGAAGGCAACCUCAAUGCAUUUGUUAGGGGUGUUAAAGUGUUCUCCCUAAGCACCAGCUGUAUCACUCUUUCACUUCAACCAUUUAUUCUCAUGAGAGCAAGUGAAUUGCCAGUUUCAUUGCUUGUUGGUGGGGAAGUUUUUGCAGCAUUGUUCUUUUUGACACCGGUUUUAAUUCACUGGGCAACCAAAGGAUAUAUUUUUAAACUGCAUUUUAAUGAGGAUAAAAAACUUUUUACAGCAGUUCACAAGUCAUUUUUCAUGAGAGAAAAGAAAACUCAGUUUAAGGCAGAAGAAAUGGCAAUUCCAGAUGUACCUGGACCUUUUUCUACAGUCAAAAUUAAGGAUAAAAACUAUUUUAUUAUCUUAGAAAAUGAUGCAUUUGAUGAUCAAAAGGCUUUUAUGCAUCUGAUGCAGUAUGAUAAGCCAUUUAAAAUGCCCUCGGAACAAGAAUCUGGAAAAAAUUAAGGAUGAUAAUGCCAUUGCCUAUUUGAAAUGAUGUCCAAUAAGUACUCAACACUAGCUUCUGACUAAUAUUAGUAAACACACUAAUGACUUGAAACAUGGUCACUAUUUAAGGUAUUUGAAGCAGUCUUUACUACAGUUGUCAUUUAUCGAUGAUUCAUCAGUCUAAAAAAAUCUAUAUAACAGGCCCAUCUUUAUGACAUGAGUACUGAUAGAAUGUUCUUCAUGCAUAAUGAUAAUAAACAAAGCCAAAUAUUA